This is a messenger RNA of Jaculus jaculus (lesser Egyptian jerboa), 1478 nucleotides long. It is a transcript of the gene Agtrap, whose product is annotated as angiotensin II receptor associated protein. The coding region runs from base 103 to 585 and encodes 160 amino acids. Gene Ontology annotation, biological process: angiotensin-activated signaling pathway; regulation of blood pressure. NCBI's taxonomy places the organism in Eukaryota, Metazoa, Chordata, Mammalia, Rodentia, Dipodidae. The transcript is spliced from 5 exons. The record is from RefSeq and is a predicted model, not a curated record. Gene Ontology annotation, cellular component: plasma membrane.
GCGAGCGCCACGCGCGGGGCGGAGCGGAGCAAGUUUGUAUUCCAAGUUCGGAGCCCCGGAGCCCCCGCGGCCGACGCUCAGGUGCCCUCCGCCGGCGUCGGGAUGGAGCUGCCGGCCGUGAACCUGAAGGUGAUUCUCCUGGUUCACUGGCUGCUGACCACCUGGGGCUGCAUGGUGUUCUGGCAUGCUUAUCCCUGGGCCAACUUCACCGUUCUGGCCCUGGGUGUAUGGGCCGUGGCACAGCGGGACUCCAUCGAUGCCAUAGGCAUGUUCCUGGGGGGCUUGGUGGCCACCAUCUUCCUGGACAUCAUCCAUAUCAGCAUCUUCUACCCGAAGUCCACCCUUGGGGACACAGGCCGCUUCAGCGCCGGCAUGGCCAUCCUCAGCCUGCUGCUCAAGCCCUUCUCCUGCUGCCUGGUCUACCACAUGCUCCGGGAGCGUGGAGGCGUGCUCUCACUCCGCCCUGAUUUCCUUGGACCUUCUCAGGAACAUGGUACCUACCAGACAAUUGACACAACAGAGGAGCCUGCAGAGCACUUCGCAGGCCCAGAGGGCAGAGGCCAAGCCACCCCCCGGGGGUAUUGACACCGCCCCAGCAGCGCGGCCUGCUUGGUGCUUCUUGCCUCCCUUGUCUGAACCUGUAGAGGACUGUCUUCCAGUCCCCAUGCCAGGAGUGGCCUGAAUCAAGUGUCUGGAACGUCAGGAGUCCUACCCAGGCUUCAGAGCACCGGGUGCAUCUCUCCUUCAAGUCACCUCCUGGUCCCCAGGCUGGAACUCUAGUUGUUGGCUUCUCUUCCCAUCCCGUAAUUGCGCCAAGCAGUCCCUGCCAAGUUGUACUGAGGGUGGCAGCAUCAGGUAUUGAGGGCCACCUCCUCAGGCCUCCUCCAGGUUGCCCAGCCCUUCUGCAGAAGCUCUGAGAGCUUGGGAUCCUGCCCAGCCUCGGGACCUGUUCUGCAUAGGAACAAGGUCCCAUGACUCUCACCGCCUGAUUGCUUUGUGCCAAGGCCUGAAGCUUCCAAGACCUGCCACAGCCUGCAGCUGCCUUUCUUGGAGCCCCGGCAUUAAAGUUCAGGGACUCAGUGACCCAGCUGUGUUUGAGCCAUGUUUGAUCUCUGGGCUGAGACCUGACUUGCCAUUCCUGGGACAAUUUCACCUUUGAAUGCCCAGAUAGAGCCUGGGCUGAGCUGCCCAUUCUGUGCAUGGAGGAAGGAGUGGCUUUUGCUGGGCCUGGCUGCAGCCUACCCAAGGAGGAUGCUGGUCAGUUUGGCACGCAGGCAUCAGUCCUCUGACUCUGAGGACCUGGGCCUUGGCUUGAGUCCUUCAUUGACAGCAGCUGUGCACCCUCAGUGUCCUUUUUGGGGUUGUUUGUUUGUUUUUUGAGGUAGAGUCUUGCUGUGGCCUAGACUGACCUGGAAUUCACCAUGUACUCUCAGGUGGCCUCAUAUUCGCUGUGAUCCUCCUACCUCUGCCUUGUAAGU